AUGGCUACACGAAUACACCCUACUCGUUCACUUGAAAAAGAAGAUUCAGGUGAAAAAAUUGACAAAGAAAAAACCUAUAGAGGAAUGAUAGGAUCCCUACUUUAUCUUACUGCCUCUAAACCUGACAUCAUGUUUAGUGUAUGGGUAUGUGCAAGAUUUCAAGUUGACCCUCGAAAAUCACAUUUAACUACUGUUAAGAGAAUCCUUAGACACCUAAAAGGCACUACCAGUCUUACCGUGUUCUACAAGAAAUCUCCUAAGUACAAACUAAGUGGAUGCUGUGAUUCUGAUUAUGCUGGAGAUAGCACAAGUGACAAUUGCACCUUUUUAGGUGACAACUUAAUAUGUUGGUCAAGUAACAGACAAAACACCAUUGCAAUGUCAAACAACAGAGGUUGG
Molecule: messenger RNA, 399 nt
Organism: Cicer arietinum (chickpea)
Lineage: Eukaryota; Viridiplantae; Streptophyta; Magnoliopsida; Fabales; Fabaceae
Source: RefSeq, a predicted model, not a curated record